Molecule: messenger RNA, 3088 nt
Organism: Panicum hallii
Lineage: Eukaryota; Viridiplantae; Streptophyta; Magnoliopsida; Poales; Poaceae
Exons: 5
Coding region: 572-2776 (734 amino acids)
Cellular component (GO): cytoplasm
Molecular function (GO): protein kinase binding
Source: RefSeq, a predicted model, not a curated record
UCCUCUCUCUCUCUCUCUCUCUCUCAAGACACGACGAGACCGCCCACCCUGCCGCCGCCUCCCCAAACCAACAACUCCUCCUCCUCCUCCUCCUCCUCCUCCUCCUCCCACCGCAGCCAAUUCGUCCACCUCGUGCUCCGCUCCACGGCUCUGGAGAUCCAGCCGGGCUUGGAUUGCGGCCCUCGUCUCGUGGAUUUUUCGACCACAUGCAUCCUUCUGGAUUUGUCUAGUUCCUAAACCCUUCUUUCAGACUGGCAGAUAUCAAGAGAUCAUACACAUCUCGCACCUCUAAGUGGGUGUGGGCCUGCAACAAUUCCUUCUCAAGCCUAUCUUUGCCUUUGGGAGUAAGCCCAACUUACAUCUGGAGACUGCGCCGAGCCUUGGAAGGUCUUUUUGUUGAUUACGGCUAAUUUCCAACGGCAGCUGAGAUGUAACAAAUUUGCUGGGCUGAGUUCUCUACAAAAGCUCCUGUGAUUCAGCAAUGUGAUUGGUUUCACAGUGUUUUUGGUGUCUUGGUGAUUGAAGCGAUCUGGUGUAAGCUCAGUUCAGUUCAGAUCAGAGUUGAUUUCUUAUGGUUAGGUUCUUUUGCUUUUCAUCCUCUACCACACAACACAGAUCCAAGGAGGGUUUUCCCCCAGCAGAUGAAGCCAUGCGUGCCGCUGCAAGGAAGGAUUCUCGGGAACAAAUGGUGAAGUCCAGGACUGGGUCAGCUAGUCCAAACAAUAUGACAGAUGAAAAUAAUCGCUCAGCUGUGAGCGGGCAUUAUGGCACUAGCCCAUCAUCUCAUCAAGAAUGCUGCAGGUCAGAAGAUUUGAAUAGGUAUGCAUGCUCUGAUGAGGGCAAGGAGGUUGGGCACCUAAAGAAGAGCCAGUCUCUUGGAAACAUUCUUCAAAAGGAUCGUGAUCAUAAUUGUAGCGAAGGUACAGAGUGUGAUUUUACAGAUCAUGAGCACAAAUGCCACCACUCUACUUUCAAGAGCAUUGCAGUUGUUGGAGAAUCUAGUAAGGUGUGCAGCCCGAAAAAUGAGGAUGCUUUUGAUGCCUCAUCUGACCUGAUCAGCCAUGACUUUUGCGAACCUUUGGACUCCGAUAGCCAUCCUCACAUAUCUUAUGCCCAAAGCAAAUUCCCAAGAUCACAAUCCGCCAUAUUCCAGAAUGAUAACACCAGUGAUCAAGAGGGUUCUGUUGAUUCUGGGAUACUAGGGUCUCGUUGCCGAUCUGUUGAGGGCUUAUGUUUAUUGAUUGACGAGAAGGUUGACUACCUGAGUGGUGGUGAAAUGCACCGAUGUACAUCGAAUUUGGAUGUGUAUUGUGCACCUUCUUCUCCAGAUGCAUAUCGGACAUUAAACAUUGAAGAUACUGGCUCAGUUGGUUGCUCUGAUGCUGCUGAAGGAGGUCAACGGUCCACCGGGAGCACAGAAGAAAAUUUUAUCAGGGAUGGGAUUCUAGUAGGUCAUGAAUACUGGGAUGGCAAAUACAUUUGCGGUGACCACUCGGUGGAUCCAGUUGCCCCUUCCUGCGCUGAUUCAGGGCAUGCUUUUCACCACUCUGGAAAUUAUGGCCGCCUUAGUGAAGCUAUGGAUAAAGAGAGAGAAGAUAAGCUUUGGAACAGGGAUAGCACACAGCACCAAUCACUUGUUGUUGAAGUGCCUGACUUGGUGGACAUUUCUGAUACAAAGGACAUUAGUGGAGAAGCUGAUCACAAUAAAACUGAUAUUGAUGGGGACCCAAAUGAACUUACUCCAAGAACCUAUAACAUUAGAAGAAUUGAGGAUUGGAUCAACCAAAUUGAUAUGGAUGACAUCACUGUGGAUGAGCAAGGAGAAAGUUCAAUUUCUGCUUCGACUGAAUCUUGUGAGCCAACAGCUGGUGUUCCUGCUGUGCGGCCUGAUGCUAAAAGUCCACUUGGCAUGGAGAUAGCCUACACUUAUAUUUCAAAAUUAACUCCUGCUUCAUCGUCCGCACAGUUGGCAAACCUUGGUCUGGUUGCGAUACCAAGACUGAGCGCAUUCUCAGGCUUACGCUUAUUGAACUUAUCAGGGAACUCAAUCGUGCGAGUAACUGCAGGAACUCUUCCAAAAGGCCUUCACAUGCUAAGCCUGUCGAAGAAUAAUAUCUCAACUAUUGAAGGCCUCAGAGAAUUAACACGAUUGCGCUUGCUGGAUAUCAGUUAUAAUAGGAUAUCUAGAAUUGGCCAUGGAUUGGCCUCCUGUUCCUCGUUAAAGGAGUUAUAUCUGGCUGGUAACAAGAUCAGUGAGGUAGAUGGUCUUCACCGCCUUCUGAAGCUUAAGGUUCUGGACUUGCGCCACAACAAGAUUUCUACAUCGAAGGGCCUAGGGCAGUUAGCUGCGAAUUACAAUUCUUUAGAAGCCAUUAACCUUGAUGGCAACCCUGCACAGAAGAAUGUAGGUGAUGAGCACCUGAAGAAGUACCUGCUCGGUCUCCUGCCAAACCUUGUUGUGUACAACAAGCACCCAAUUAGAGCAACUGGUUCAAAAGAUGUCUCAGACCGUCAUAGCCGCAAAAUCUCUUCCUCACACCGUGCUGACCGUGGUGGCAGAUCGGAUCGCAAAUCUUCCAGGCUGGUGGGUGCCUCAUCUUCUCACAAGUCACAGAGCUCACGGCAUGCCCGCUCUGGGUAUGGCUCAGGUUCUACGCUGAAGCACCCAAGGACCCGGAACAUGCCCAUGACUUUGCUUGGGUCAAGACCAACCGAACAUGUGAGGUCCAUAGAUGCGGCGAAGCAGGCUCAGAUCAGUCAAGCUCAACUUCUAUAGCCUGUCGCCGUUGUGUAUGGAGGAACAAACAAGGCACCAGUUUUGCUGAUCAUUUUUUUUUUGUCUUGUGAAUAAAGCUUGGAGCAAUAAGCAGAGCAGUGGUUUCAUACCAAUCCACGUGUUUUGGAUUCAUCAGUGCUAUUGAUGUCAAAUACGAAUGGUACAAUGUAUCAGUUUUGGCGUUCAUUUUUUCCCUUACGAAUAAAGCUUGAAACAAUAAGACUAGCAUAUCUUUCAAGUCAUAUGUUCUGUAACAUAACAUUGCUGAGUAUGCUUGGCGAUCAAUGGAACUGUUACCUGCAUUCUUUUGCA